AUGUUAUUAAACAAUUCAAUAUGCUAUUUUUUAGCUUCUAUUAUGCUUCAUGCUUCAGAAAGCAAUUGCGAAAAAUAUUCUCAUAACGGCUUCUGUUAUGUGAAGGAUAAAGGAAGUGCGGAUGAUGAGCGUAUAUUUUGGCGAUGUGAUGAGAAAGGUAAUGGCUCUAAGGUUUAUUCGGCUUGUCACGCAGCAUAG
This is a messenger RNA of Meloidogyne enterolobii, 198 nucleotides long. The record is from the annotation of a GenBank genome assembly. NCBI's taxonomy places the organism in Eukaryota, Metazoa, Nematoda, Chromadorea, Rhabditida, Meloidogynidae.